Messenger RNA from Knipowitschia caucasica, 1656 nucleotides. NCBI's taxonomy places the organism in Eukaryota, Metazoa, Chordata, Actinopteri, Gobiiformes, Gobiidae. The record is from the annotation of a GenBank genome assembly.
AUGGCCCUGGACAUCCCGCCCCCGGCCGGGCCCCUGUGGAUCCUGGGAGACGUGUUCAUCGGGCAGUACUACACAGUGUUUGACCGCGACAGCAACCGCGUCGGCUUUGCCCCAAAUAUUUUCAAAUUGGAAUCAGGACCUACACUGCAAAACACCCUCACCCUCACCCUCACCCUGACCCUCACCCUGAUCCUCACCCUCACCCUCACCCUCACCCUGAUCCUCACCCUCACCCUGACCCUGACCCUCACCCUGACCCUCACCCUGAUCCUCACCCUCACCCUCACCCUCACCCUCACCCUGACCCUCACCCUGAUCCUCACCCUCACCCUCACCCUCACCCUCACCCUGAUCCUCACCCUCACCCUCACCCUGAUCCUCACCCUCACCCUCACCCUCACCCUGACCCUCACCCUCACCCUGAUCCUCACCCUCACCCUCACCCUGACCCUGACCCUCACCCUGAUCCUCACCCUCACCCUGACCCUCACCCUCACCCUGACCCUCACCCUCACCCUCACCCUGACCCUCACCCUCACCCUGACCCUCACCCUGAACCUCACCCUCACCCUGACCCUCACCCUCACCCUGAUCCUCACCCUCACCCUCACCCUGAUCCUCACCCUCACCCUGACCCUCACCCUGAUCCUCACCCUCACCCUCACCCUGAUCCUGACCCUCACCCUCACCCUGAUCCUGACCCUCACCCUCACCCUCACCCUGAUCCUCACCCUGAUCCUCACCCUCACCCUGACCCUCACCCUGACCCUCACCCUGAUCCUCACCCUCACCCUCACCCUGAUCCUCACCCUCACCCUGACCCUCACCCUGAUCCUGACCCUCACCCUCACCCUCACCCUGAUCCUCACCCUCACCCUCACCCUCACCCUGAUCCUCACCCUGAUCCUGACCCUCACCCUCACCCUCACCCUGAUCCUCACCCUCACCCUGACCCUCACCCUGAUCCUGACCCUCACCCUCACCCUCACCCUGAUCCUCACCCUCACCCUCACCCUCACCCUGAUCCUGACCCUCACCCUGAUCCUCACCCUGACCCUCACCCUGAUCCUCACCCUCACCCUGACCCUCACCCUGAUCCUCACCCUCACCCUGACCCUCACCCUGAUCCUCACCCUCACCCUGACCCUCACCCUGAUCCUCACCCUCACCCUCACCCUGAUCCUCACCCUCACCCUGACCCUCACCCUCACCCUCACCCUGAUCCUCACCCUCACCCUGACCCUCACCCUGAUCCUCACCCUCACCCUGAUCCUCACCCUCACCCUGACCCUCACCCUGACCCUCACCCUGAUCCUGACCCUCACCCUGACCCUCACCCUGAUCCUCACCCUCACCCUGACCCUCACCCUGAUCCUCACCCUGAUCCUGACCCUCACCCUCACCCUCACCCUGACCCUGAUCCUCACCCUCACCCUCACCCUCACCCUCACCCUGAUCCUCACCCUCACCCUGACCCUCACCCUGAUCCUCACCCUGAUCCUGACCCUCACCCUCACCCUCACCCUGACCCUGAUCCUCACCCUGAUCCUCACCCUCACCCUCACUCUGACCCUGACCCUCACCCUCUGGUCUCAGACGUUCAGUGUGUGUUCUACUGAUGGUUUUAAAUCAGAUUUGAGAAUAAAGAGCUUUUAA